Drosophila obscura is the source of this 921-nucleotide messenger RNA. RefSeq lists its product as uncharacterized. The coding region runs from base 74 to 796 and encodes 240 amino acids. Lineage: Eukaryota; Metazoa; Arthropoda; Insecta; Diptera; Drosophilidae. The transcript has 3 exons. The record is from RefSeq and is a predicted model, not a curated record.
CACACUGAUUUUUUGUUGCUUGUUGAUAUUUUGGAAUUUUGAUUAUAUUUUUAAUUUUAUUUUAAUAAUCACAAUGGCCAGACGAAACAAGCGCACCUCCUACGAGCAGUACCAGAUUUACCUGGACAUGAUUGAGUCCAAUCCAGUUUUGAUCAGCGGCAGAACGACGCGCUACGACGACAUAAUCAAAUGGAAAGAAUUGAGCGAUCAGCUAAACAAAUCCAGAACCGGGCCGAGUCUGGAACCCGAGGAAUGGCGAAAGCGCCUUAACGAUUGGAAGAACACGACACGGUGUAAAUAUAGGCGCAUCAUGAUGUCCCCGGGAGCUAAGUUAUCCCUCUCGCCGCUGGAGACCAGAGCCCUGAGCAUUUUCGGUGAGAUAGCGGACGUGGUGGUCCUCGACGACAGUUCCGAAUACUUGGAUGACCUCGAUCAAGAGGAACUGGUCGAGAACUAUGUGGACUCUGGCGAAGAUGCCAGCCCGCCCCCAAAAUCCAUACGAAUAAGCCACAGUUGCCCGCGCAAAGUUAAGCAGGCGCCGCCAGUGAAGUAUAACGAACGUCCAGCCACCAAGAUCAUCAAUGGACAACUUUCCGUGAAGCGGGUGCGUGUCCAAGUGCCCGAGCAGCUCUAUGAGGUCAAGAGUUCGCUGCAGCAAGAGACAAGCUCGUACGCCCAGGAGAUUGAGAAUCAGUUGCAACGAAUCGCGGACAUUCACAACGCCGGCCUGCAGUUCAAGAUUGCAAGUUUCAAGUACAGUAAUCCCGGAUUUGAGUACGGUCAGCCAGAGUUAUAGGGCCAUGGAGCAAACUAAUGACAAUCAAAUGCAUAUCGGUAUUGUUUGUAACAUGUUAGAGCAUUAUAUAGUGGCCUGUUAAGUUAAGUUUAAAGAGAUAUAUCUUCAUUAAAAAAUAAAUAAAC